ACUCACUCCAAUUCUCUCCUCUUCCUUUUUACCCUCUUCGUUCUCUCUCUCUCCCCCCUCUCUCUCAUAGCUUCACCAUCCCCUUCCCUUCUUCUGUAUGCUCCAUCUUCUUCGUCACUUCUCCUUCAUUUAUCAGUAUACUUCUCUUGUAUUUGUCCAUAAAACCCAGAAAAAGAAAUAUAUCAGUGUUUGAGAGUUUUGGUGCGUUUGCGUCUUUGUUUUCCCUUGCGGCGAAAUUGAAGUUCCUGUUUUUAUCGCAUUUAUUAUUAUAUAUACAGUGAGGAAGUUUGAAUUCUGCGGAUAUUAUUCCUGGCGGUUGGUGUUUUGUUCCUGUCACUCCCAAGAAUCUUCCAGAGUUUGAGGGACGGAGAUUAUUAAUUUAGUUCCAGUUCAUUAUUCGAUGAAUUCAACUAUUGCCUCAUAGUUAUUUCCGUCCAGAAAGAAGAAGUGAAGAAGAAGAAGAAGAAGUCAAGAAGCUAGCCAGCUCGCUAGUGCAGCUAAAUUGAACUCUCUUAAAGCCACCUUCUUGUUCAUUCCCAAGAAACAACUUCAAUUUCUGCAAUGGCUCCCAAAACUGGCAAAACCAAACCCCACAAAGCUAAGGGAGACAAGAAGAAGAAGGAAGAGAAAGUUUUGCCAACUGUAAUUGAAGUUACUGUGGAGACCCCAGACGAUUCUCAAGUGACCAUUAAGGGAAUAUCUACGGACAGGAUCUUGGAUGUGAGAAAGUUGCUUGGGGUCCACGUGGAGACAUGUCACCUGACCAACUACUCCUUAUCCCACGAGGUGCGAGGUCCUAGGCUGAAAGAUUCCUUGGAUAUCGUCUCCCUGAAGCCUUGCCAUCUCUCCAUUGUCGAAGAGGACUACACCGAGGAGCUCGCAGUGACUCACAUUCGGCGACUCCUUGACAUCGUGGCAUGUACCACCGCCUUCGGCUUCUCCUCCGCCGCCGGUAGGCCGGUUGUCCGGUCCAACACGAAGGAUCCUGCUGGAACCAAAGAAUCCGGUUCGGUUGAGACCGAACAAUCUCAGCAGCAGAGUCCAACUUCAGAAAAUGGAUUGGAAACCAACUCGAAGCCCGAAUCUGGUGAUCAGAAACUUGAUUCCGGCGGGGGAGCAGUUCAGAAAGGUGGUGUUCAAAAAGGCGACAAGUCGGAUAAAGUGGACAUUGACAUUUCCAUGUGUCCCCCACCGAGAUUGGGGCGAUUUUACGACUUCUUUUCGUUCUCGCAUCUCACGCCUCCUAUACAUUACAUACGAAGGUCAAAUCGUCCAUUUCUAGAAGACAAGACAGAAGAUGAUUUCUUUCAGAUUGAUGUUAGGGUUUGUAGUGGAAAACCAACAACAAUUGUUGCUUCCAGAAAGGGAUUCUAUCCUGCUGGAAAACGUCUCCUUGUCAGUCAUACUUUGGUCGGCCUUCUUCAGCAGAUAAGCAGGGUAUUUGAUUCUGCUUACAAAGCUCUUAUGAAAGCCUUUACAGAACACAAUAAAUUUGGCAAUCUUCCUUAUGGCUUUCGUGCAAACACGUGGGUUGUCCCUCCAGUUGUUGCUGACAAUUCAUCUGUCUUUCCCCCACUUCCAACGGAAGAUGAAACUUGGGGAGGAAAUGGUGGUGGACAAGGCAGAGAUGGUAAACAUGAUAAGCGACAAUGGGCAAGAGAGUUUGCAAUACUAGCCGCAAUGCCUUCUCAAACGGCAGAAGAGAGGCAAAUUCGAGAUAGGAAAGCCUUUCUGUUGCACAGUUUAUUUGUCGACGUGUCAGUCAUAAAAGCCGUUUCAGCAAUAAAGCAUCUUAAAGAAAUCUCUUUAAACAGUCCAACUACCCAAACUUCCUAUGAAGAAAAAAUUGGAGAUUUGGUUAUUAAGGUGACCAGGGACGUAUCUGAUGCAAGUAUGAAGUUGGAUUGCAAAAAUGAUGGAAGUCAGAUUCUUGGAUUGUCAGAAGAAGAACUUGCUCGAAGAAACUUGCUUAAAGGCAUAACUGCAGACGAGAGUGCAACUGUUCAUGAUACUCCCACUUUAGGUCUAGUUAUCGUAAGGCAUUGUGGAUACACAGCUGUCGUGAAUGUUUCAACCAAGAUAGAUUGGGAAGGCAGUCCUAUUCCUGUGGACAUUGAUAUUGAGGACCAGCCCGAAGGUGGUGCAAAUGCUCUAAAUGUUAACAGCUUGAGGAUGUUGUUACACAAGUCAUCUACACCUCAAUCAUCUAAUACAAUUCAACGAAACCAAAGCACAGACGUUGAAAAUUUACGAUCUGCUAGAUCUUCGGUAAGGAGGGUUAUAGAGAAAAGCUUACUAAAAUUGCAGGAAGAGCCCACUAAACACAGUAAAUCUAUCAGAUGGGAAUUAGGAGCUUGUUGGGUUCAACAUUUGCAAAAUCAAACUACUGGGAAAACUGAGCCCAAAAAGUCAGAAGACUCUAAACCUGAACCGGAUGUUAAAGGGCUUGGGAAGCAAGGUGGAUUACUAAAGGAACUGAAGAAAAAGAUUGACAACAGGAAUUCAAAGGCUGAACAAGGGAAAGACACUUUAACAAAUAAUGGCGUUGACGUGACUAACAAGUCAGAUGCCACUCAGGAGGAGUUAGAGAGGCAAGAAGAAGAAAAGGAAGCUCUGUGGAGAAAGCUGCUUCCUGAUGCAGCAUAUGCACGCCUUAAAGAAUCUAAAACUGGUCUCCAUCUAAAGUCACCUGAUGAAUUGAUGGAUAUGGCACAUAAAUAUUAUGUUGAAACUGCACUUCCAAAGCUGGUGGCAGAUUUCGGUUCCCUUGAACUUUCACCAGUUGAUGGAAGGACAUUAACUGAUUUUAUGCAUACUAGGGGCUUGCAAAUGUCUUCGUUGGGAAGAGUGGUUGAGCUUGCAGAUAAGCUUCCUCAUGUACAAUCACUUUGCAUACAUGAGAUGGUUGUUCGGGCCUACAAACACAUCUUGCAAGCUGUCAUUGCAGCAGUUGAUGACGUAUCUGAAUUGGCUUCAUCUAUUGCAUCAUGCUUAAACAUACUGUUAGGAACGCCAACUCCUGAAACAACAGAUGCAGAAAUUAUCGAUUGUGAUAAUUUGAAAUGGAGAUGGGUAGAAAUAUUCCUUCUUAAGAGGUUUGCGUGGAAAUGGAAACAUGAAAGUGUUCAGGAUUUAAGAAAGUUUGCCAUUCUACGCGGACUAUGCCACAAGGUUGGACUAGAGCUGGCUCCUAGGGACUAUGAUAUGGAGACAACAUCUCCUUUUAGAAAGUUAGAUAUCGUAAGCAUGGUGCCCAUAUAUAAGCAUGUUGCAUGCUCAUCUGCUGAUGGGCGCACACUGUUGGAGUCAUCAAAGACUUCUCUGGACAAAGGUAAAUUGGAGGAUGCUGUCAACUAUGGCACAAAGGCACUGUCAAAAUUGGUGUCGGUAUGCGGACCUUACCACAGAAUGACAGCAGGAGCAUAUAGCCUCUUGGCUGUUGUGUUGUAUCAUACGGGAGAUUUCAAUCAGGCAACUAUUUAUCAGCAAAAAGCAUUGGAUAUAAAUGAAAGAGAGCUUGGACUAGAUCAUCCUGAUACCAUGAAAAGUUAUGGGGAUCUGGCUGUUUUCUACUAUCGGCUCCAGCAUACAGAACUGGCUCUAAAGUACGUCAAUCGUGCAUUGUAUCUUUUGCACCUUACCUGUGGACCUUCACAUCCAAAUACUGCUGCAACCUACAUUAAUGUUGCAAUGAUGGAAGAAGGAUUAGGGAACGUCCAUGUUGCUCUCAGAUACCUUCAUGAAGCCUUAAAGUGCAAUAAAAGAUUACUGGGAGCCGACCACAUACAGACGGCUGCAAGCUAUCAUGCAAUAGCCAUUGCUCUGUCUUUGAUGGAAGCAUAUUCUCUAAGCGUUCAGCAUGAGCAAACCACCUUGCAAAUACUACAAGCUAAACUUGGCUCUGAUGAUCUUAGGACACAGGAUGCUGCUGCGUGGCUCGAAUAUUUUGAGUCAAAGGCUCUUGAGCAACAAGAGGCUGCCCGCAACGGUACACCUAAGCCAGAUGCCUCAAUCUCCAGCAAGGGUCAUUUGAGUGUGUCAGACCUCUUGGAUUACAUCACACCAGAUGCUGAUCUGAAAGCAAGAGAAGCACAGAAAAAGGCUCGAGCUAAGUUGAAGGGGAAACCUGGCCCCGGCCAAACCUGGGAAACAGUUCCAGAUGAAACUCGAAAGGAUGAAGAUGUGUCUCAAGUGUAUCCUACUGCAGAGAAUCCAAGCGAUAAAGAAAAUAAAUCUGAAUCUCAACUAGCAGAACGUAUAAUUGAUAAAGUUGAGCCCACGCUCUCAGAUCAAUCAACCCUCGAUGAAAGUAAUAACCUGGGGCAGGAUGACACCUCAGAUGAAGGAUGGCAAGAAGCUGUUCCAAAAGGUCGCUCGCUCACUGGACGCAAGUCAUCUUCAUCAAGGAGGCCAACCCUAGCAAAACUGAACACUAACUUCAUUAAUGUUUCGCAAUCAUCAAGAUAUCGAGGCAAGCCUACAAAUUAUUCUUCUCCACGAGCAAGCUCAAAUGAGACAAGUCCUUCGGUCGGACCCUCUGUUCCUGCUCCAAAGCAGUUUGUAAAGAGUGCAAGUUUCAGUCCUAAGGUGAAUGGCACCAAUGCCACAGUUGCCAGAGUAGAUAAGUCAACAGAUUCAAAGUCAGCCCCAACCAGCCCUGCUCUAAGCGAUCAAAUGGCUAAACCUGCUCCUUCUGCUAGUGCCAUUAGCGUUCAGACAGCAAGUAAACUUUUCUCCUAUAAAGAAGUUGCCCUAGCUCCCCCUGGUACAAUUGUGAAGGCUGUGGCUGAACAAUCACCAAAAGGAAACCUUGUUCAACAAAACACCGAGGCAAGCCGUGAGAUAAUUGCGACAGAGGAGGUUCACUGUGCAACGCCAUCAGGAAAAGAUGUGGAAGACAAUCAUGAUGAGAAACUAAUUGAAGGAAAAAAGGAAGCUGAAGUGGUGACUGAAAAUGCAAAUAUUGCAAAAAUUACUGAUGUCAGAGAUGAGGUUGCCAUUGUGAAACCCCAGGAAGAUAGUAGUGAUACUGUUAAAGACAAGAAAUCUGAAGCUACAGAUAUCACAGUUGGGCAGGUUGAGAACAAUGGUUGUUUGAAGAAUGUGAACGACGGGGCCUCUCAAAGUGUAUCAAAGAUAGAAGCACUAGAAAGUUGCCCAACAACUUCCCCCCAUUCACUUUCCCUAACCAAUUCGGCUGAAGAUUCAAAAGAGUUUCUCAGUAACGAUGCAUCUAUAUCAAAAGAGAAGCUUACUGAAGGAGAUGAAAAACAACAUGAAUCACUCAAUGGUAAUGCAGAUAGUAAUUCAAUACCAUCUGACGGAGAAAAGCAAGAUGAAACAGAAUCAGGAAAGGAAACAACCAAGAAACUUUCUGCAGCUGCACCACCAUUUAAUCCUUCGACAAUCCCAGUUGUUGGCUCAGUUCCAGUUCCAGGCUUCAAAGAUCAUGGAGGAAUUUUGCCCCCGCCAACAAAUAUUUCUCCUAUGAUUGCAGUAAAUCACCGUAGAUCACCUCAUCAGUCAGCAACAGCAAGGGUUCCAUACGGUCCACGCAUAUCUGGAGGCUACAAUAGAUAUGGGAACCGAGUUCCACGAAAUAAAACCGUAUUCCAUAGUGGUGAGCACACCACUGAAGGUAAUUGCAUUAGCCCUCCCACGAUAAUGAACCCACAUGCCACUGAGUUUUUGCCUGGCCAACCUUGGGUUCCCAAUGGCUAUCCGGUGCCUCAUAAUGGAUAUAUGACUUCACCAAAUGGUAUUCCAGUGUCACCGAAUAGCUUUCCCAUGGCUCCCAAUGGAAUUCCAUUAUCAACCAAUGGAUAUCCAACAUCUCAGAAUGGCUUUGCAACAUCCCCAACUGGUUCCACAGAUCCAACACCAGUUGAGAAUGUUGAAAGUGAUCUUGGAAACACAAGUCAAACGCCAGAUAAGGAAAGUAAAGAAGAAGCUCCAACGGAAAUCAAGUAUGAAAAGCUGGAAGCUGAGCAAAAUACUCAAGAUCAAUCUGUCAGCGCUGAGAAUGGCUCUAAAACAGAAGAAAAGCCUACAGCUGUUUGUAGUCAAGAAGAAAAAGAACUUGGCAAGGACAUAGUACCUGAAGAAAAACAAGGCAAGUGCUGGGGGGACUACAGUGAUAGUGAAGCAGAAAUUAUUGAGGUCACAAGUUAAGAUUUGUAGCUCCUUGGUCAAACUCCAAGGGAUGAUGACGGAGUUCCAGAACAAUGAGGUCCCAAUUUACCACUGGGUUAGCGAGUUCUUUGAACUGCAAGGAAAUGCAAAAUUAUUAUACAACUUGGUACUCUAAUAAUGGGGGAGGUUAGGUUAACAGUCUUGUUUACGUUGUCCAACAAUAGUCCUGUUAAUAGCCUAUUUUGCGGAAGCAAGUCAUCUAAGACAUGGAAGCCUUUGUUGAGUAGCUAAUUAGCAUCUCCUGUAUUAAAUUGUUUCAAUCUUUUCCUGCUAUAAUUUUUUGUUGUGUUGACGGAUUUGUAGCUUCUUAGUCAUCCUCCAAGAGAUGAUAACUAAGUUCCAGAACAAUAAGGUCUCACUUUGCAGACCUGUAUUUUGUUUCCUUUGCAGUGGCCCUUGUUCGUUUUUCAUUAGUUUGUUCAUAACUUGAGAUGUUUCUCUUUCCUAUGAUGAAUAAUUACGGUGCUAAUGAGUAAA
This is a messenger RNA of Neltuma alba, 6669 nucleotides long. Its product is annotated as protein TSS. Gene Ontology annotation, cellular component: cytoplasm. The record is from RefSeq and is a predicted model, not a curated record. Lineage: Eukaryota; Viridiplantae; Streptophyta; Magnoliopsida; Fabales; Fabaceae. Gene Ontology annotation, biological process: organelle organization. Gene Ontology annotation, molecular function: protein binding. Bases 562 to 6171 code for a protein of 1869 amino acids. The transcript has 24 exons.